This is a messenger RNA of Funneliformis geosporum, 2000 nucleotides long. The record is from the annotation of a GenBank genome assembly. Lineage: Eukaryota; Fungi; Glomeromycota; Glomeromycetes; Glomerales; Glomeraceae.
AUGAUAUAGUAGCGAAAAAUGAUGACCUUAAGAGUUUGGGAUUAACUGCAAUCCUUGAGGAUGCUCUAUCCAAUUGCCAAAAUAUUCCAUUCAUGGCUAUUGACAAUGAAGGCCAAAAAGCGAUAGUAAUACUUUUAGGCAUUCAGGUUUUCUUCGACAUUCUUGUACCGAAUGGAGAGUCACCAGAUAAUUGUGAAACAAAAGUAAGAGGUAUUCUCUCUGGUAGUAAGGUGAAGACUUUAAAAAUAGAGCAGAUUAAAGCUUUUCCUUUCCGCAGUUAUCAUACAGAAAAAAAGACAUAUUUACGAAUUUAUACAAGUGGCACUGGUAAAAGAAAGACAGCCAUGAAAGCCAUUCAAGAUAAUAAUUACGAAACUGCAUCAGAUGACUUGUACUCAUUUCACCGUAAAGUGGCAAGAGAGAAUAGAAUCCAACUUUCUGGAUGGUCUAUGCUAACUCUCUUACGGGAUCGUACUCUUGUCUUCACGUGGGAUAUAGAGACGCAAUCCCAAGAGUUAGAUGAUCCAAAGUCAUUAAAACAGAUUUGUCUUAUAAACAUUGAGACAGAACCAGAUUCACAACGGAUUACAAUCAUUUGCGGAAAUCAAGUAAAUCUGCUAAAAGCUUUCGUUCUCUGCUGGCGAGCAUUUGCCUCUGACAUCCAAGUUGGGUUAACGAUUCAGACUAUGAUUGGUAUUUCAUUAUGGAAAGAGCCUAUCAUCUUAACAUACUCGAAUGGAUGUGGAAGAGCGAAAUCAGAAAAUAAUUUUAAGAAAGGAAAGAAAAAGAAUACAGAUGAAGAGGAGACUAUAUGGGGAUCGAGUGAAGAGAUCAAGAAGGAAAAGGAUUUUAUGGGAGCAAUUAAGAUCAAAAUUACUGCAGAAGAGAAUUUCUUUUUCAAAGUAGAAAAGGAAGUUUCACUUAAAUUCUUCUUAAAAAAGUGUGGUUUUGAUGCUAAAGCUGACAUGCCAUAUGAUGAAAUAUGGAGAAUAUAUUCAGAAGCAAAAGAGCACCCCUCGUCGAUAACUGGGAAAAAAAUGCAUAAAGUAGCAAAUUAUUGUAUUAUAGAUGCAUUGCGUUGCCAGGAGCUUUUGAUGAAGAUACGAAACCUUCUAGGCACUUAUGCUUUUAAACGAGAUAUGGGGAUUGAAUCAAGAAGACCUGUAACGGGAUUAGAUUUUGCCUCAUUAUAUCCCAGUCUCAUUAUGGCUUACAAUCUCUCUCCAGAUAAAAUAAUACUAACACAUAGAGAGGCCGAUAUUGCAGAAAAAAAUGGAAACAUUUUAUAUAAGAUUGAGUUUCCCUUUAAUAACCGCACUGAUUUAUUCAACAAGAGAGUAGAGCUUAAAGCACAUCUUGCCCAACUUGGAAAGAAAAAGCUACAACUUGCGAAGAUAAUAAGUUCAGCUAAAAAAAGAGGCAAAAGAAUUUUGGAGAGCUUAAAUUCAGAAUAUUCAUUCGUAUGCUUCGAUUAUGAUUAUUUUAAUUCGAAGCAAAGAGCUCUGAAGAUCCCUGACUCUGGCGAGUACUUUAGCUAUGUUGUAGUGAACAAUGGUCACCGCUAUAAAGAAGAUGGCAUGAAAUCAACAAGGAAAGGCGAUUAUAUAGAGUUCGCAAAUAUUGCGAAAGAGUUUAAUAUAGAGAUAGAUAUCAGCUACUAUUUAGAACAAACAGUAGGAAUGUGCGCACAUUUCAUUAAUGAUGAUGAUAGUUUUCAACUGUUCCCAUCAGAUAAAAUAAUGCAGAUUAAAGAUUCAGAUAAAAGCUUCAAAUCCAACGAAAUUUGUUUCCCGAUCACAAAAGAGGAUAGGUGGCUAUUUAGUAAGAUAAUAUCAGAUCAGGAAGGAAUAGCAGAUAUCGUAAUGGGUGACUAUCGAUUUUUACAACAUCAUAGGCAUAAUGUCUUGAUAAAUCCAACUGAAGAUUUAUCAGAAAAGCUAUUAGCUCACACUAAGAAAAGAUUUGAAGAAGUUCUUCUUGCGCCAGUACUUAUACGGUAG